Messenger RNA from Phragmites australis (common reed), 1814 nucleotides. RefSeq names its product KH domain-containing protein At1g09660/At1g09670-like. The transcript is spliced from 7 exons. Gene Ontology annotation, biological process: regulation of mRNA splicing, via spliceosome. Bases 514 to 1392 code for a protein of 292 amino acids. Gene Ontology annotation, cellular component: nucleus. NCBI's taxonomy places the organism in Eukaryota, Viridiplantae, Streptophyta, Magnoliopsida, Poales, Poaceae. The record is from RefSeq and is a predicted model, not a curated record. Gene Ontology annotation, molecular function: mRNA binding.
UGUCUCUUCCUCCCGACCUCUCCUCUCCCCCGUCUCUCUUCCUCCCACCCACCCCCUUCUACCACAGUGUGGUAUGCUGUUGUCUGUACAGAGGAGCAAGAGCAGGCAAGCAAGAACAGCAGCAGCAGGCAGCCACGAAGGAGCUGCUUGCCAACCCCUACACAGCCUGGGCUCUGAUCAUUGAUUGAUACAAACCCAGCUAUUACCUUCCCUUUUUAUUUUUUAUGCACACUUACAUAUAUAAUCCCACCCAUCCCUAUACUUACUCCUUGGUUCUUGGCACCUUUCUGUCCUUUUAGAUUUCCUUGGAUUCCAUAUAGGCAGGCCUCCAACCCAUUCUUUUGCUCAGAUAGCUACAUAGCUAUUGCUCUUCCUGGUUUCUUGAUUUUUUUGGGGGGCUCUUGACUCCCUCUGCUGUAUCUUGCCCCUAGUUCUUUGCCUAAAGAUUCAAUCUUGUAGAGUUUUUUUUUUUUUGUAAUUCUUCUUGUUCUUGGUGUUGGCCUGUUGGGAACCAUGGAUGAGAGGAUCCCACCGCCCCCUUUCUUCCAGUACUCACCAUCCGGUGUCCAUUCUUCCCCUCAUCACCACAAUCCCAUGAGGUCUUCUGCCUCUGAGAGGGAGAGAUAUCUUGCUGAAUUACUUGCUGAGAGGCAGAAAUUAGCCCCGUUCAUGCAAGUUCUUCCUUUUUGUAACAGGCUCCUAAACAAAGAAAUUUUGCGGGCGUCAUCUUUGCCGCCUAAUCCAAAUUUUGUUGAACCUGAGAGAAUCGAUCAUGGUAGCCCAAGCCCAUUAAGAUUAGCUGGCCACCCAAUGAUUGGUCAACCAAUGGAUCUAGAGGGAUGGUCGGGAAUGCAAACCGAGCAUUUGGGAGUACUCCAAUCGUCAUCAACAGGCUGGAAUGGUGCUCCUGGAGUUGUUGGCAGCCCUGUUGUGAAAAAAGUUGUUAGGAUGGAUGUUCCUGCUGACAAGUACCCCAAUUACAACUUUGUUGGUCGUUUGUUGGGGCCACGAGGGAACUCCCUGAAAAGAGUUGAAGCUACAACCCAAUGUAGAGUCUAUAUUCGUGGACGGGGUUCAGUGAAAGAUUCUGUUAAGGAAGACAAGCUCAGAGACAAGCCUGGCUAUGAACACUUAAAUGAUCCAUUGCAUGUUCUUGUGGAAGCUGAGUUCCCGGCAGAUAUCGUAGAUACCCGACUAAACCAAGCUGUGGCCAUAUUGGAGGAUCUUCUCAAACCAGUCGAUGAGUCCAUGGACUACUACAAGAAGCAACAGCUGAGAGAAUUGGCUAUACUGAACGGCACUCUAAGGGAGGAAAGUCCAAGCCCCCACCCUAGUCCCAGUGUAUCCCCUUUCAACUCCACCGGGAUGAAGCGUGCAAAAACAGGGUGGUGAUCUUAUUUCUGAAAAUGCAUUGUCUGAGGUGAUCAUGAUUCAAAUAUCAGCUUACAAACCCUGCUCCACUGCUGGAGAUGAUUGCUAGUGCAUAUGAAGAAUGAGCACAGCUAACUUCAGGCCUAGCAUGAUAUGCGCUUUACCGUGGAUGCCCUUGGAAUGAACAAUUCUAUGUCAAAGAUAUUUGUCUGCUCGUGGGCUUGCUGUUUGGUCUUACUAUUCUUUGUGUAUCUGACUUCUGAAUAUUAACAUUAUUGGUUGGGUGGUUCUAGAUUUUGGGAUUAAAGAGUUGGGCAAUAAUCAGGUUUUGUCUGUACAAGAAAUAGUUCCAAAUUCCAAUAUGUUAAAAGGGUUGAUGUUCUUGUGGGCAACUGUGAUUGAUACAACUCUUAAUAAGAUUGCUACGCUGGUGUAUUCUUUCA